Molecule: messenger RNA, 1344 nt
Organism: Knipowitschia caucasica
Lineage: Eukaryota; Metazoa; Chordata; Actinopteri; Gobiiformes; Gobiidae
Source: the annotation of a GenBank genome assembly
AUGAAAGGAUUUUCUGAUGAACCACAGCACUCGAUUGGCCUUUUGGAGGGUGGCACAGGCCUCUGUGAUGUGAUUGACAAUCAUAUUUAUGAACAAUGUCUGUCCAAGAAAAAUGCUUUCUUUGUGGCAGACCUUGGGGUUUUGGUGCAACAGUAUAUUCUUUGGCAAAGCCACAUGGCACACAUUCGUCCUUUUUACCCUGUCAGAUGCAACAAUAGUCCAGCCGUAAUUGAAGUCCUUGCUGCUCUUGGCACUGGCUUCCUGUGUGUUAAUAAGUCGGAACUGGAGUUGGUACGGAGCCAUGGUGUCCCGUCUGAAGAUAUUAUCUACAGUGGUGUUUGCAAACAGGUGUCCCAGCUGAAGUACGCUGCUAAAAAUGGCAUUAACCUUCUUGUGUGUGACAAUGAAACAGAACUACAAAAGAUUGCCCGUUCCCAUCCCAAUGCAAAGUUGCUGCUUCAAGUGUCAUCAGAAACCUCCUAUCCAGAUGAUAUGAGCAUGACUUUUGGCUGCUCCCUCAAAGAUUGCAGGCGUCUGCUGGAACGUGCCAAAGAGCUUGGUGUGCAGGUGGUUGGUGUAAGAUGUCACAUUUCUAACUUUUCUGAAGAUGAUGUUUAUGUCCACGCCCUCUCAGAUGCCCGUUGUGUUUUUGACAUGGCGGAGAAUAUUGGAUUUAAAUUGAAGAUCUUAGACAUUGGAGGUUUUGGCACCUCAGCAAUUCAACUAGAAAAAAUCAAUAAUGCAGUCAUGUCCAUGAUGGAGUUCUACUUUCCUCUUUCUGGAGUUUCUCUCAUUGCUGAACCUGGCAGUUAUUUUGUGUCCUCUGCUUUCACCCUGGCUGUCAACAUUAUUUCAAGGGAGAUAGUUGCUCGAGAUCAGCAAGACAACAACCCUGACUGUACUCCAAACGAUGAGCCAGCAUUCCAGUAUUAUUUAAAUGAGGGCGUCUUUGGACCAUUUGCAGGGAAACUUGUUGAAAAAUGGAUCAGCACACCAUCGGUUCACAAGAACACAACCCCUGAUGCCCCUGUAUUCUACAGCAGCGUUUGGGGGCCAUCUGGGGAUGACAUGGACUGUAUUGUAGAGCACUGUCUGCUGCCAGAGCUUAAUGUCGGAGACUGGCUCCUAUUCACUAAUGCAGGAGCAUACAGUCUGGGUCAGCCAGUUUGCACUGAACCAAAUGACUCUUCUUCCCCUCCCAUAUUUUAUGUCAUCUCUUCUACAGAGUGGUUUGAUAUGAAGGACGCUAGUAUCAGCAAGGAGACUAGUCUGAAGAACUUCUCCUUAAUUCCUUACUUUUUUAAUUCCUGCCAAACAACCACUGCACUUUCAGUUCCCGCUUAG